Molecule: messenger RNA, 654 nt
Organism: Ilex paraguariensis (yerba mate)
Lineage: Eukaryota; Viridiplantae; Streptophyta; Magnoliopsida; Aquifoliales; Aquifoliaceae
Source: the annotation of a GenBank genome assembly
AUGGAAGUAGCCAAGCAGAAAAAGCAUUUUGUCUUGGUGCAUGGUGCAUGCCAUGGAGCUUGGAUCUGGUACAAGAUCAAGCCCCGCCUCGAGUCCGCCGGGCAUCAGGUCACAGCCCUCGACAUGUCGGCCUCCGGCAUCAACCCGAAGAAACUAGAUGAACUACGUACCCUUUACGACUAUACUCUGCCGUUGAUUGAAUUCAUGGCCUCAGUUCCUCCGAACGAGAAGGUGAUACUAGUUGGGCACAGCCUUGGUGGCUUGAACUUGGCUGUGGCCAUGGACAAGUACCCUGAGAAGAUCUCUGUUGCUGUCUUCCUCGCAGCCUUCAUGCCUGAUUCCACACACACCCCAUCCUACGUUUUAGAUCAGGAUCUUACAUUGGCGAAGACAUUAGUAAGGCCUGGAUCAUUAUUUCUGGAAGAUUUGUCGAAGACAACUAAGUUUUCAACUGAGAGGUACGGAUCAGUUAAGCGAGUUUACGUCAUAUGCAAUGAGGAUAAAGGGAUACCAGAAGAAUUCCAGCAAUGGAUGAUUGAUAACAUUGGAGCAAUGGAGGCGAAGGAAAUCAAAGGCGCAGACCAUAUGGCAAUGUGCUCAAAGCCAGCAGAACUUUGUCAUUGUCUCCUAGAGAUAGCAAACAAGUACGAUUAG